CAACCAAACGUCCAAACCCACACACAAACUCCAAACCCAUUACUCUCCUCACGACAUUCUCGCGCGCUCCUGUAAAAAAGAUUGGUGGUUGCGAGCGGCGUCACGCGGUAAAGCGAACCAAAUUACGUACCGAUCGAUCGACCGGCCGGGCGGCGGGAUGGCUGCGGGGAGCGCGAGGUCGGCGGCCGCGAAGCACGCGUACCGGAUGUUCGCGCCGUCCAGGGGCGCGGCGGCCAGGUGCCCCGGCAGCCCGGGGGCGGACGAGUUCGACGAGUCGGACGUCUGGGGCUCGUUCACCGUGGACUCCAGCCCCGCCGAGCUGGGUGCCAGGGGCCGCCCGAUCCCGUCCGCUCGUGCCGGCCGGAAGGCGACGUUGGACCGGUCCGCCGGCGCCGCGGCCGGCUCGCUGCCGGUGAACAUACCGGACUGGCAGAAGAUUCUUGGGGUAGAGUACAGGGAUCACCAGGCCGCUGCCGAGUGGGAGCUCCACGGCGACGGCGACGAUGACUACGAGUACGGCAAGGUAGCCGGCGUCGGCGGGGUGGUGAUACCGCCGCACGAGCUGGCGUGGCGCGGUCGCGCGGCGUCGCUGUCGGUGCACGAGGGGAUCGGGAGGACGCUCAAGGGGCGCGACCUCAGCCGUGUCCGGGACGCGGUCUGGAAGAAGACCGGCUUCGAGGACUGACCGGCCGGCGAGCUAGCUGAUCACUUCCCGGCGGUUGGCCUCGCGUGCAGACGUGCAGUAGGAUAAAAAUGAGUACUACUCCUUAGUACUAAUUACCUUAUUAUUCUCUUUCGUUCUUCUUUUACCCUUGCGCCAUGGACAAGAAAUUGGGUAAUAGAAAGCUACUAGAUGCAACUAUGCAAGAGAGAACAGGAAGAGUGGGUGGUUUGUUCAUUCAAGGUGUGACAAUUUUGAGGGCACCUGGAGAUGGUUGGAGUUGGUUGAUCAGCUGAUCGAUCCUAUUUUUUCUUUUCUUUUUCUGUCUUUCGAGUAUGGGAGUUUCCACACUACUGCGCAGUGCCGCAGUGUAUGUAUGACCACUGUUGUAUGCAAAACUGUGCAUGCCGUUUUGUGCGAAAUUGCAGAAAGGAAGAAGAAAUUCAGAAGGAAUCUUGUGUUGGCAUGCAUGCAUACUGCCACUCUCCACCACUUAUACUAGUUAGUAGUUUUUUUUUUAAUAAAUACGGGCAAAGAAAAUAUCUUUCAUACUCCCAAACCACACAUUUCCUGUAAAUUU
Messenger RNA from Oryza brachyantha (malo sina), 1241 nucleotides. RefSeq lists its product as uncharacterized. NCBI's taxonomy places the organism in Eukaryota, Viridiplantae, Streptophyta, Magnoliopsida, Poales, Poaceae. The transcript has a single exon. The record is from RefSeq and is a predicted model, not a curated record. The coding region runs from base 158 to 685 and encodes 175 amino acids.